Phoenix dactylifera (date palm) is the source of this 772-nucleotide messenger RNA. The record is from RefSeq and is a predicted model, not a curated record. NCBI's taxonomy places the organism in Eukaryota, Viridiplantae, Streptophyta, Magnoliopsida, Arecales, Arecaceae.
AUGGAUGACGUGAACAUCCAGGAUGGACUAGGGAGAGUGAGGAGGACACGAGGACCCACUCGAGCACGGGACGUGUGGAGCCUACACGAGGAUGAGAAGAUUGUGAAAAGUUUUUUGCUCCCUAAAGAGAGCCAUGAUUGGGUGCUGAAGUCCGUCAACCGCAAGUGGAAAGAAUAUAGGGCCAAGUUAAAGGCAGACUGGAAGCACGAUGAGCGCGUCGGGGAGUCAUUAUCAUCCUACGCGACCAGUCAUAUCGAAGCUCAGGUGCUAGCUGAAUUAUUGGGCCUAGAGCGUUAUGGUAGAGUGAGGGGUUAUGGCGUUGGGGUUACCCCCACUCAGUUGUCUGCAGUGGGCAUGUAUACAAGAAAUGCUGGAGAAGGCAGUAGCAAUGCAGAAGUUAGUAGACUUCGGGCAACAAUUGAAGAUAUGAAGGAUCACCAUCAGGCAGAGUUGGCAGAGCUGAAGCAGAACCAACAAACUUUGCAGUAUCAGCUUGAGCAUAUUUCAUCUAUGUUACAGCGAUAUCUCCCUCCUCAGAUUCCUGAUACUUCAACAGUUCGUAGAGAUGGUGAUGGUGCUGAAUCCGGUCCCUGAUACUUUUUAGACUGUUAUUUAAGGAGUUUUAUAUGUAUCUUUCUUAUAUUUUUCAAAGUACAAUGUAAUUCUAAAACUUAUUAAUCAUGUAUGACAAUAUGAAUGUUUUGAAUGACCUGAAUAUUUGUGUUGAUAUAAAUGUAAUGCAGGUUUAUAUUGAUGUAAAUGUUGAUUUAUG